AAAACACACAAACUUCUAAACUCUUCUCUCGUUUGCUUUCUCAAGAUUAUUCACCAAUGGAGGCACUGAAGAUGAAACUCUUUGUGGCUGUUUUGGUGGCGAUGAUAGCUUUCUCUGCCGUGCAACAGGCUGCCGCCGUGGAGGCUCCGGCUCCGAGCCCCACCUCUGACGCUUCCUUGUCGAUCCCCGCUUUGUUCGCUACCGUAGUCACUCUGGCCUUUGGGUUUCUCUUCUAAGCAAAUUUGUUUUUUUUGGCUCUUUAGUUUAUCUAAGAAAUCAUUUUCUUGAUUUCAUUUUUAUAUCCCUCUAUUAUGUAUUGUCCUAAGAUUUGCCAUAUCCGAAUAUCAAUAAAAAUAUCUCGAUAACCUUUU
Molecule: messenger RNA, 371 nt
Organism: Eutrema salsugineum
Lineage: Eukaryota; Viridiplantae; Streptophyta; Magnoliopsida; Brassicales; Brassicaceae
Product: arabinogalactan peptide 13
Exons: 1
Coding region: 57-236 (59 amino acids)
Source: RefSeq, a predicted model, not a curated record